Molecule: messenger RNA, 1470 nt
Organism: Physella acuta
Lineage: Eukaryota; Metazoa; Mollusca; Gastropoda; Physidae
Biological process (GO): signal transduction; protein phosphorylation
Molecular function (GO): ATP binding; protein binding; protein kinase activity
Source: RefSeq, a predicted model, not a curated record
AGUGACUUCGUGUUGCUAAUGCUAUCGAGGUUUUGGUGAAAUAGUCUUGUAAAAUGUAUAAUGCAAGUGAUGGGCCGUUUUCUGGAGAUGGCGAGGAUGCAACGAGCAACUGGAGGCUUGGGGCCAGAAUCAGAGGGAAAUCAAAGACUGUUUAUCACGUGAACGAUCUAAACAACACACAGACAAAAGAGAUCGCUGUGAAACAAGCCAUUAUUUCUGAUGAUGUCACUCAAGAUACGUUGCAAAAGAUCGACAGAGAAAUGCUUGUUCUGAAGCGAGUGAACCAUUCUCGAAUCAUCACGUAUUUCGGAUACAGUAGAACUGACAGGGUGUUUUCGCUGUUUAUAGCCUACAUGGAAAUGGGUUCCUUGGCGAGGUAUAUUACCUCACAACGAGAGGGACACAUUGAAGAAGACAAAGCUGCUUUGUUCACAUUUCAGAUACUUGAAGGACUUGAAUAUCUGCAUGCUAAUAAGAUAAUACACAGAAAUAUCAAAGGUUCAAACAUUCUCUUGAAAGAUGAAAACAACAUCAAAAUCUCUGAGUUUGGUGUGGCUAAAAUCCUCAACACACUGUCACGUGCAAGCACGCAAGGAAAGGGAACUGUCAGUUGGAUGGCGCCUGAAAUGUUCCAGGAUAUUAAAUACGAUUGCAAAGUUGAUAUAUGGAGCCUUGGGUGUACAGUUUUUCAGAUGGUGACGGGAAAAAUUCCUUUCAGCGAUAUUGAAGUGACGGAUGUUAUCAAAAAGGGGUCUGCUAAUGAGCUAGAGUUAAAUGUUCCUGAAAAUUGCUCUUUAAAACUAAAACAUUUUUUAAGUCUAGCCUGUGAAAAGUUUCCAAAUAAAAGAGCCAACGCCAAUGAAUUAAUGGGGCACAACUUUGUAAAAAGCUAUAGUAAGACUAAGAAGAAUUCUGCAAGCCCACUUAACGGCGAUGAGGAUAAAGAGAGUGUUAUAAGAAAAUAUAAAUUUACUGCCAUCGCGGAGAUCAAAUCAAAUAAGAUAACAGAUGCAGACGCGGUUAGGCUUGUACGGUGUCUAGGGACUGGCUGGCAGAGUGUGAUGUUGAUACUGGGUUUCACUAAAGCUGAGAUUGAACUGGAGCUCGAAAAUGUUGGGCACAACAUCACGAGGGCGAUCCCAAACUUGUUUAUAAAGUGGAGGCAGAAGCAAGGAAAUAAUGCCACAUUUGAAAACCUUAGGAAGGCUCUCAAAGAUGCAGAGGAACUAGGUGAUGCUCCUAUUGAUUGGGAUGCCUUCGAUGCUGCAGUCAGCAAACAUGUGUAAACAUGAAGUAGUUGGAAACAGAAGAAAAACUAAUAAAACAUCUAAGUUUAUAUUUUGUGUUGAAAUGUAAAUAUUGCCAUAAUUAUUUUUCGGUUUAUAUAUAUAUAAACACUUUAAAUACGAAAUAAAAUUACUUUUAGUAUGAAAAUUAGACAUUUCAAUGUAUGUAAAUAUUUUUUCUCUA